AUGAGUGACAUUAAGUUAUUUGUUGAAUCUAAUACGGCCUUCAGUAAUAGGAAACACCACCUUCAGUGUUUAUGGAAGAAAGUUGAAAAUUCUCCUGUCGUUGUUAAUACAGAUAUCGUACGAUCAGUGUAUAGAUUCAACCGACCGACCUGUCCCUUUGGCAACUGUCAAACGACAUGUAAAUACUUAUCUUCUUGUCUGAAUGGCUUACUUAAACUAAAUGUAUUGGACGAGGAAACGUGUGACAAAACUAUAUCGGAUUCUACUGUUGAGACAAUACUAACACAUAGCCGUAACGGUUUGAAGAAUUAUGGCAGUACUUGUUACUUAAAUGCAUUUUUGCAGCUUUAUUUUCGGUUCAAGGAACUUCGAAAAGCAAUUUAUGAUGUUGCAUCACAAGCUGAUGAAACUGGUAUAAUACACCAGCUACAAUUGAUAUUCAGUCAACUUCAGUUAAACAAUUCAGGCAUUGUUGAUCCAGGAGGUUUAAUUGAAGCAUUGAGGUUGUGCGAUACAGAACAGCAAGAUGCUCCUGAAUUCCACUGUUUAUUUAUGAAUUUAUUAGAAGCACGUUUCCAGCAAGUUGGUGUAUCGAUUAUUGAUGAUUUGAUUAGAGGAGAAUAUAUUUAUGAAACUAGUUGUCUGAAAUGCGGUUUCACAUCUCGGUUACCUUCAAAGUUUUUAGAAUUAUCCCUGAAAGUUUCUUCAAAGUCACUUCCAGAUUGUAUACGGGAUUAUUUAAAGGAAGAACAAUUAGUUGGUGAUAAUCGUUAUGCUUGUUCACAAUGCGGUUGUAAACGAGAUGGUAUUAGAAGAGCCUAUAUAACACGUGCUCCACCAUUGUUAUGCAUUCAAUUACUUAGAUUUACUUACAAUUCAAACACUGGUCAACGUAAAAAGUAUAAAGCUUCUAUUCGAUUACCUGAUGUUCUUGAAUUGACAAGAAUUGUUGAAAAUUCAAAGAGCAACAAACAUUUGAAUGGUGAAAAUUCUGUGGAGUGUUUAAGUGUAGAUUCAGAUCCAUGUUAUCGUGCAUAUCGUCUCUGUGGUGUACUUUUACAUAUUGGCAAUCAACCGACAUCGGGACAUUAUAUAGCUGUUCUUAGAGAUUCAUAUAAAAAAAUCAAUUUAUCUCAAGAUAACACAGAAUCAUGUACUGAAGAUGAUCCUCUUUUAAAAUCAAAUGAAUGUUGGAGUGUUUGCAAUGAUAUGGAUGUUUUCAGUAUCCCGUCAAAUCAAUUUAAAUUAGAAAAAAUUAAUGGAUCAGCUAAAUCAUUACAAAGUUAUUUAACAAGUACUGAAACAUCAGAUUCUUCAUUAAACAUUACAAAGUCUGAUCAAUCUUUGGAAAAAUGUUCUAGUCGUAGACCAGCUAAAAAACGUCGUCAUGAUACUUCUGCGAAUGAUCUUGAUCUUAGUUCAAGUGACUUGAAUGAAAGCAACGAUUUUACAACGUCAAAGUGUUGUUGUAGUUCUUCACAAAAUGAAUUAUGGUAUAGUUCAACUAAUGCAUAUAUGAUAUUCUAUGAAUCAAUGGAUAAUUGUAUUAUGGAUAAAGAUAUUAUUGUUCCUGAUGAAUUACGCCAAACAAUUGAAGAAGUAAAUUUAAUUGAACAACAAAAGCAUUUAUUUGAACAACGAAAUAAAGUAAAUCAUAAAAAUCAAUUACUUCAAAUACUAUCCAGUCUGAAAUUACCUGAUCCUAUCAGUCUAUCACCAAAUAAUAAUGAUAGUCCGACAUUAGUAAAUUUAUACAAUGAUGUAUCUUUGAUAUCAACAUCUUGGUUAUGUGAUUGCCUUAAUCAUCCAAUGUUAUUAGGGGAUCCUUGCUUAACUGAUGCUCAGAUUAUAUCACUUUCAAAGCUCAAAGAUUACAUAUUUCCUGCCUCUUUACCAAACCAAUCUUCUUACUCAUUACGUACUUGUCCACAUGGCCAUGCUCCUACAGAUCUUGCUGCAGGUUCAUACAGGGCUGUUUCUACUGAAGGUCUUAAAAAGCUUAUUGAAAUUCUGUUCCCAAAAUCACUUGAUGCUGUUCAAUUUGAAAAUACUAGCUUUAAUCAAUUUCAACCAUGUCUAAAGUGUAUUUCCUUAAAUAUCGCUUUAUUGAAAGUUGAAAAUUCAAUUAAAGAAUUAUCGAAAGAAUUGGAUUAUUUUAUAAGAACUAAUCGUUUAUCUUCUUCAUAUUAUAAACGACUUCAAAAUGAAGAGGUCAACUCAAUUUCUUCUUCAAAUAAUGAUAAAGAACCUGGAUAUUAUUUAAUUGGUAAGAAAUCUCUUCGACAAUGGAAAACACUUGCACGUCAUUUCACUCGAUCAUUAUACUCUGAUUGUGAUGAUGAAGAUGAUGAUGAUAAUAAUUCUAAUUCACCAACAACUAAUCCUCCUCCUCAUCAUACAAAAACAGCAUUUAAUCAUGAUAUUCUAUGUUCUCAUGGUCAACUUUGUAUAGAAAAUGCACGUUAUUUACCAGCAAUACUUUGGUAUAAAUUAAUUGAUUUAUUUCCCAAUGUAAAAAUUCCUACAUUUCCUGUUUAUAUUCCUUAUAGUAAUAAUAAUAAUAAUAAUAACACUGAUCUAUCAUCAUCAUCUAUUGAUUCUUUGAAUAUGCUUAAUAAAUCCGAGCCAUCUUGUUCAGAAUGUAAUGCAUUAUUAAAUGAUUUAAGUAAACGUGCAUUAUGUGAACGUCAAAUGCUUCCAAGCUUAUUUUUAUCAAAUGUUCAACGUAUGCGUUUAUUACACUCUCCUAAUCAAAUAGAAAAUUUAACUGUAAAUAUAAAAGAUGUUUUAAACAAAGAUGGAUUGAAUUGUGAAAAAGGAGAAGAUAAUUUCAAAUCAGAAGAUUCAUACACUCGUCCUGUACAUGCCAACAAUAAUGAAUUAAAUCAUUUCAAUACUAAUGCUAUCUAUUUAAUUCCAAUGGAUUUUAUAAUACAAUGGAGAAAAUUUAUACGUAAUCCAACAAGUGAUAAUUUGCCUAGUUCACUUUUAUCUGGUUUUAGCACAGAUGGUGUUCUAUGUGAACAUGGUCAGAUGUUAAAAUCGUGGGAAGCUCUUAUAAAUGAGUCAACAUUGUGUCCUGUGACAUUUUAUGAAUGGGAUGUCUUGUCUCAUGCAUAUCCUCAUCGUUUGAAAGAAAACGAAGUACCUUUGGAUAAUGAUGGAUUGGAAUCAAAAAUAACUUCCUAUCCAACGAUGUAUUUACUUCCACAAACUGAUUCUGAAUUAAAGUGGAAAUUGGAACCAUCUUCCUAUAGCACUGUAUGCCCGGAUUGUCAUUCUGAAUUAACAACCAGUGAUUACGUAUAUAAUCAUGCCAGAAUCCGUAUACAUCUAGUAACUGGUUUCGACGAAGCACUAAGUAAUUGCGUCCAGUCAAAACCCACUACUAUUCACGGUUCCUUGAAUUGUGUAUCACAGGAUUCUCAAACUGACACAGAAAUUUGUUGUCAACCAGCAACUGACAUUACAGAGCCGGACAAUUUUGAUCAGGAAAUGAAUAAUUUGAAAGAAAUUAAAGAUUAUUUUAAUAAACAAUGUCAUAAUACAGAAUUAUACAAUUCUACUAAUAAAAAUACUACUUCUACGCUUUCAUCAAAUAAUGGAACUAGUCUAAUCGAUCAAUUACCUCCAUCGUCAUCAUCAUCAUCUGAUCAUCAACAGCAACAACAACAACAACAACAACAUAUACUCUAUGAUAAUACAAAUAUUCUAUCAUCUAAUCAAUCUCGUCAUUCACAAUCUCCAUCAACAAAUUAUGUUCGUCGUUCUACACGUCAACGUUUAAAUCCUAAAGAUUUAUUAAUUAAAGUGAAUAGUAGUGAUACUUUGCUUAGUGUGAAAUUACAAUUAAUGCAAAUUCUUGGUAUUAUUCCAUCUGAUCAACAUAUUAUGUCAAGUGGUGUAGAACUUGUUGAUCAUACAAAAACAUUACAAGAAUUAGGUAUCCAUUCGAAACAGAUUCUCUAUUUAUGGUCAGAUGAUCCAACAUGGGAUCCUAAUCGAAUAAGUUUUGAUAAUGGUCUAUUCAAAUUGACUACACAAAAGUCAAAAUCAAAUAGUCCAUGUAAAUCAACAUCGGAAUCAAUUCCAAUAGAAUCAGGAUUCAAGGGAACUCGACUGCUAGAAUUUUAA
This is a messenger RNA of Schistosoma turkestanicum, 4134 nucleotides long. The record is from the annotation of a GenBank genome assembly. Lineage: Eukaryota; Metazoa; Platyhelminthes; Trematoda; Strigeidida; Schistosomatidae.